CAGCAGGAUUUCAUCAAGCCGAAGCUGCAACGAAACAAUGACGAAUAAUAACGCGCAAUUGCUGCAUGCGGAUUAUUAUUUUUUUUUUGGCGCGGUGAGUCACGGCGGUGGGUGUGAAUAGUUUAUGCGAAAACUAAUAUUUAUAGAACGGAUGUUCCUUUUAAUGCAGCGCGGGUUUCUUUCUGGCGGCAGUAGACUGGGUUUUUCGACGAGAAACGUUCGGUUAACGAUGAAACUUCUCGUAGUCGCGGUUCUUUGCGCUAUUUUCGUAAACGCCGACGCUUGGGUGGCUUUUAUAAAAGCUGACCCCGAAACAGCGCACUUGGGCGAUUGCUACACGACUCACCACAAAUUAGGCGCCAUGAAAAGUGGCGAGGAAAGGAGAAUCGAAGGACAAUGCGCUGUCGCAAGGUGCAGCACAGGAGGCGACAUACAAUUAGUAGGAUGCGGUAAAGUGAUGGCAAUGCCGCCGCUGCGAGUGGACCCGGGCGAUUUGUCGCUGCCGUACCCGCAAUGUUGCCCGCACAUUGCCAAACCCGAAGUUACAAUCGGCAGCUUCAAUCCCGCGUUGGAAAAACAAGGCUCGGCUACGUUGUGACGAGUAUCCGUUUAACGGAGACGAUCUAUAUGUACUAAGAGGCUUCAAUGUUGAUUGUAUACGUGUAAAAUAUUAUUUUUGAUAAAUUUAAGUUUAAAUUAAUACUUGUAAGUAGCUUAGUAACUAAUGAGAGAGCGAUAUAACAGAAGAUAUAUUCUAAUCUAAAGUUUAUCAAUCAUGGCCGUUUAUUGUACAACAUUUUUGUUAUUAAAUAUAUGCAGGACGAAAAUAAAAUUUUUAAAUU
Molecule: messenger RNA, 842 nt
Organism: Phyllotreta striolata
Lineage: Eukaryota; Metazoa; Arthropoda; Insecta; Coleoptera; Chrysomelidae
Source: the annotation of a GenBank genome assembly